AUGAGUUAAGAACAACCUUUUAGAUGCUUUGCCUUUAUUAAUAUAUUAUUGUUUAAGAAAAAAAACAGUUCGUACUGUUAAACUUUUUUAAAGACAUAAGUGAAUUUGAUGAACAGGUUUGAUUUAGGGAAACCUAGCAAUUUCCAUUCUGAGUAUCUGAAGAUCAUCCAAACAUUACAGUAAGAGGAGAGGUAAUUUCCCUUUUUAUAUCUUAAUAGGAUUUCAGUUGAAGUUCAAGUCAUUAGUGCUCAAAGAAUUCAAAUACUUUCAAUGGGUCGGUCUAAAAUUUUCGAUAUAAUAUUUGUGCUGAUUAUAGAAUGA
Molecule: messenger RNA, 321 nt
Organism: Paramecium pentaurelia
Lineage: Eukaryota; Ciliophora; Oligohymenophorea; Peniculida; Parameciidae
Source: the annotation of a GenBank genome assembly